Messenger RNA from Elephantulus edwardii (Cape elephant shrew), 2749 nucleotides. It is a transcript of the gene PPP4R4, whose product is annotated as protein phosphatase 4, regulatory subunit 4. The record is from RefSeq and is a predicted model, not a curated record. The coding region runs from base 140 to 2749 and encodes 869 amino acids. Gene Ontology annotation, cellular component: cytosol; protein serine/threonine phosphatase complex. Gene Ontology annotation, molecular function: protein phosphatase regulator activity. The transcript has 25 exons. Lineage: Eukaryota; Metazoa; Chordata; Mammalia; Macroscelidea; Macroscelididae.
UCAGGCGGGCGUCUCACCCUCACGUCGGCUCCCGCGGCGGAGAGUGGGAGAAAGUGCAGCGGGUGGGCGGCUGCGGGGCUGCGCGCGUCCGGCAUCCCGGGGCCAUUUGGGCCCGGGCGGCGAGGGGGCCCGGCGGUCCAUGCAUCUGCCGGCCGCCACCGCCGCGAUGGAUUUCAGUCAGAACAGCUUGUUCGGCUACAUGGAGGACCUGCAGGAGCUCACCAUCAUCGAGAGGCCGGUCCGCCGGAGCCUCAAGACCCCAGAAGAAAUAGAAAGACUGACGGUUGAUGAAGACCUCAGCGAUAUCGAAAGGGCUGUUUACCUGCUCAGUGCUGGCCAAGAUAUCCAAGGCACAAGUGUGAUUGCAAAUCUUCCAUAUCUGAUGCGGCAGAAUCCCACGGAGACCCUUCGGAGAGUUUUGCCACAAGUCAGAGAAGUCCUGCACGUGGCGGGGGUGGAAAUGCAGUUGACGGCUGCUGUUUCCUUUCUGACCAUUCUACAGGAAGAAUCGGUAUCAAUCCAUGCAUAUGCCCACUCCUUUCUCCAAAUCAUUUUGCUGCAUGUGGAGCACAGAGAUGCAGGUGUCAGUAAUGCCUGGCUGGAAACUCUUCUGUCCGUCAUAGAAGUGCUGCCAAAGGAGACCCUGCGGCACGAGAUUUUGAAUCCACUUGUUUCCAAGGCACAACUGUCGCAAACAGUACAGUCUCGCUUAGUUAGUUGUAAAAUUUUAGGAAAAUUGGCCAACAAAUUUGAUUCCCUCACCAUUAAAAGAGAAAUUCUUCCACUGGUAAAAUCACUCUGUCAAGACGUAGAGUAUGAAGUUCGAGCUUGCAUGUGUCGGCAAUUAGAAAAUAUAGCUCAAGGCAUUGGGACAGAACUCACAAAAACUGUGGUGCUCCCUGAAUUAAUAGAACUCUCCAGGGAUGAAGGUAGCAGUGUACGGCUUGCAGCAUUUGAGACUUUGGUUAAUCUGCUUGACAUAUUUGACACAGAUGACAGAAGUCAAACGGUUCUUCCCUUAGUGAAGUCAUUUUGUGAAAAAUCUUUCAAAGCAGAUGAAUCUAUUCUCGUUUCCUUAUCGUUCCAUUUAGGAAAGCUGUGCCAUGGACUGUAUGGGAUUUUCACUCCAGAUCAGCACUUGAGAUUUUUGGAGUUUUAUAAGAAACUUUGUACAUUGGGUUUGCAACAAGAAAAUGGACACAAUGAAAACCAAACUCCACCCCAAAUCUUAGACCAGGAGAAGAAAUAUACUUCAGUACGGAAGAACUGUGCAUAUAACUUUCCGGCCAUGAUUGUUUUUGUUGAUCCUAAAAACUUCCACCUGGAACUCUAUUCUACAUUCUUCUGCCUUUGUCAUGACCCCGAAGUGCCAGUCAGAUACACUAUUGCUAUUUGCUUUUAUGAAGUGUCUAAGCUUCUCAAUUCUGGAGUGUAUUUAAUACAUAAAGAACUAAUAACACUACUGCAAGAUGAAUCACUAGAGGUACUAGAUGCCCUUAUAGAUCAUCUUCCAGAAAUUUUAGAACUUAUGUCUACUGGUGGAGAAAGCAGCACCAAAGAAAAUAAGUUAUCAUCCCUGCCUGACUUGAUUCCAGCACUCACAGCUGCUGAACAGCGAGCUGCAGCCUCUUUAAAAUGGAGAACUCAUGAGAAGUUAUUACAUAAAUAUGCCUGUCUGCCUCAUAUCAUAUCAAGUGAUCAGAUUUAUUAUCGUUUCUUACAGAGAAUGUUUACAAUCAUGAUGACAAUUAAUGUCUUGCCUGUCCAAAAGGCGGCGUCACGAACCCUGUGCAUUUUUCUGCGUUUUAAUCGGAAGCAAGAGCAGAGACAUGAGGUCAUUCAAAAAUUAAUCGAGCAACUGGGCCAAGGAAAAAGUUACUGGAAUAGACUUCGAUUUUUGGACACCUGUGAAUUUAUUAUAGAGAUGUUUUCCAAGUCAUUUUUCUGUAAAUACUUUUUUCUACCUACUAUUGAACUGACACAUGAUCCAGUUGCAAAUGUGAGAAUGAAACUUUGCUACUUGUUGCCCAAAGUGAAAUCGACUCUGAAGAUUCCAGCAGAUAAACAUCUACUACAGCAGUUAGAAAUGUGUGUGAGAAAACUCCUGUGUCAAGAGAAAGAUAAAGAUGUUCUAGCCAUUGUAAAAAAAACUGUGUUAGAGUUGGACAGAAUGGAAAUGUCUAUGGAUGCUUUCCAGAAAAAGUUCUAUGAAAAGGAUUUGUUGGAUCAAGAGAAAGAAAGAGAAGAACUACUCCUUUUGGAAAUGGAGCAGUUGGAGAAAGAGAAGCAACAGAAUGAUGGAAGGCCUGUGAAUGAUAAAGUCUUUGAUAAGAAACGUAGAGACACCAAGACACUCUCAAAUCUGUCCAAGAGCAUCUCCAUUCCUGGCUCCUCUUCUGCCAUCCCAUCCACAAGCAAAGAAAUCAAGAAAUCCAAACUCAUCCGAAGUCAGUCUUUCAAUAGUCAGUCUUUUCACUCAAAAUACAGCAACAUGGAAAAGUGCGCUAGUAAAAGUUCUGCAACAGGAUGUACACUUCCUGUCUCGGGCUUAACGAAGAGUUCUGUUUUUUCACUAACUGACGAAUCAUUCCGGACCCGUAAUGCCAGUAGCCUUCCAGCCUCCUUUUCUCAUACUUCUUUAACGAGCACUUCCCGUGGGACUGGUAACUCAGCUGACUCAAAAAACAACGGAAGUAAAGAUAGUCAACCUCGGAAGGCCACCCUAAAAUCCAGAAAAUCCAAUCCUUAA